AUGAAUAGUAAUACAGCAUUAAUUUGUUUAAUAUAUCUCACGUCUGCAUUAGUAUUGACGUUGGCCGGUCGAGACUUCUAUCAAAUUCUCGGAGUAUCUCGAUCCGCGACUACAAAUGAAAUCAAAAAAGCUUACAGAAAAUUAGCUAAAGCAUUACAUCCAGAUAAGAAUCAAGAUGACCCUGACGCCUCACAGAAGUUCCAAGACCUCGGAGCAGCUUACGAAGCACUUUCGGAUCCUGAAAAACGAGAACUCUAUGAUCGUUGUGGCGAGGACUGUCUUAAAAAAGACGGUAUGAUGAAUAACAAUGACCCAUUCGCAAGUUUUUUCGGUGACUUCGGUUUCCAUUUUGGUGGUGAGCCACAACACCAUGAAACACCUCGAGGGGCGGAUAUUAUUAUGGAGCUCACUGUCACUCUUGAAGAACUAUAUAAUGGAAACUUCAUAGAGAUAACUAGAAACAAACCUGUUAUCAAACCAGCUUCAGGGACACGGAAAUGUAACUGCAGACAAGAGAUGGUGACGAGGAACCUUGGCCCGGGUCGGUUCCAGAUGAUGCAACAGACUGUGUGUGACGAAUGCCCUAAUGUCAAAUUGGUUAAUGAAGAGAGGCUACUAGAGAUUGAGGUAGAAGUUGGUGCACCAGAUGGCCACAAGUCCAGAUUACGUGGAGAAGGUGAACCACACAUGGAUGGAGAGCCUGGUGACCUGAUCAUGGUAUUCACAACAGAAAGGCAUCCACAAUACACCCGUAAAGGAGACGAUCUCUACACCAAUGUCACAAUUUCUCUACAGGAUGCAUUAACUGGUUUUACAAUGGAACUUGUGCACUUGGAUGGUCACAAAGUGUCCGUAACUCGUGACAAAGUGACAUGGGCUGGUGCCCGUGUCCGCAAGAAGGGUGAGGGCAUGCCUAACUUCGAAAAUAACAACCUCCAUGGAAAUCUGUACAUCACAUUCGACAUUGAUUUCCCUAAACAAGACUUUACUGAUGAGGAAAAAGAAGCACUACGAAAAAUACUUAAACAAACACCAAAUAAUAAAAUAUACAAUGGACUAUAG
This is a messenger RNA of Spodoptera littoralis (African cotton leafworm), 1062 nucleotides long. The record is from the annotation of a GenBank genome assembly. Lineage: Eukaryota; Metazoa; Arthropoda; Insecta; Lepidoptera; Noctuidae.